CCAGCAAAGAGCAAGCCCACAAAUGUGCGUCACAUGCGCCGGAUCAUCGCUGAGGAUGCUGAGUGGUCACUGGCCAUUGUGCCCCUCCUCACAGAGCUCUGCAUUCAGCACAUCAUCAAGAACUUCGAGAAAAACCCUAUCCUGAAGCAGCUGCUCCCAGAGCACCAGCAGAAGGUCUUGAACCACCUGUCCCCUGACCUGCCGCUGGCUGUGACGGCCAACUUGAUCGAAGAUGAGAACUACUGGCGUCGCUGCUGCACGAAGCGCUGGCCGGUGUGCCACGUGGCCAAGCAUGGCGGCAGCUGGAAACACAUGUUCUUCGAGAGGCACUUGGAGAACUUGCUGAAGCACUUCAUCCCGGGUACCACGGACCCCAGCGUCAUCCUCGACUUGCUGCCCCUCUGCAGGAACUACGUGCGCAGGAUCCGUGUGGAUCAGUUCCUUCCACCGGUGCAGCUCCCAACCUCGCCGCUGACCCGGGAGCCGUCCGAGUCGGAAAGCGAGGUGGAGUCGGAGGAGCCCACCAUGGACCAUUACCAUCUGGGCGAUCUGGUGGCCGGCCUGAUCCACCUGGAGGAGCUGGACCUGGUGUACGGUGUCAAAGACUGUGGCAUGAACUUCGAGUGGAACCUCUUCCUUUUCACCUACCGAGACUGUCACUCCUUGGCGGCCACCAUCAAGGCAUGCCACACCCUUAAGAUCUUCAGGCUGACUCGAAGCAAGGUGGAUGAUGAGAAGGCCCGCAUCCUGAUCCGCAGCCUGCUUGACCACCCAGCCCUCAGGGAGCUGGACCUGUCGCACAACCUCAUUGGGGACCGUGGUGCACAUGCUGCUGCAAAGCUGCUCAGCCACAGCCGCCUGCGCGUGCUUAACCUGGCCAACAACCAAGUACGUGGGCCGGGCGCGCAGUCGUUGGCUCACGCCCUGGCACACAACACCAACCUCAUUUCCCUCAACCUACGCCUCAACUGCCUCGAAGAUGAGGGCGGCCAGGCACUUGCCCAUGCCUUGCAGACCAACAAGUGCCUUACCACACUGAACCUUGGUGGCAAUGAGUUGUCCGAGCCCACAGCCACGCUCCUCGCCCAGGUGCUUGCCAUCAACACUACGCUCACCAGCAUCAACCUGUCCUGCAACCACAUCGGGCUGGAUGGUGGCAAGCAGCUCCUGGAAGGCAUGUCAGACAACAAGACCCUCCUGGAAUUUGACCUCCGCCUAUCAGAUGUAGCCCAGGAGAGCGAGUACCUCAUUGGCCAGGCCCUCUGUGCCAACCGGGAAGCUGCCCGUCAGCGGACCUUGAAUCCUGGCUAUUUGACGUCUCCCAUCAUUGCCAAUGACCCUGAUCAUUCUGUGGAAUAAGAGUGGGGACAGGGACCUGACUUGG
Marmota flaviventris (yellow-bellied marmot) is the source of this 1384-nucleotide messenger RNA. It is a transcript of the gene Tcte1, whose product is annotated as t-complex-associated-testis-expressed 1. NCBI's taxonomy places the organism in Eukaryota, Metazoa, Chordata, Mammalia, Rodentia, Sciuridae. The record is from RefSeq and is a predicted model, not a curated record. Gene Ontology annotation, molecular function: protein binding. Gene Ontology annotation, biological process: microtubule-based movement.